AUGCUACCACAUGAGAAGGAAAAAUUCGAUCAAGUAGACUGUAAUUUUGGAUCAAGAUAUUGGUUACCGGUACAAUGGGCACUUUCUGUUGUUCAUACUUCCCGUCGAGAACAACUAAUUGACAGUGACUACUAUUGUGAACGCAUUUGUGAGGAAAUUAGAUGCUUUCGGAAUAAUUUAGCUAAUUUAUGCAAAUUUGAUUGGGUACCGUUACCGUUAGCAUAUCCUCAAUUAGUGUACCUGGCAGUACAUUUGCAUCGAUGGUUUCCGUUGACACCGGCCAUACAAUUCUUUUUUUACAUGGCUUGGACAAAAGUUGCAAUGGUGCUUAUCAAUCCAUUUGGUGAAGAUGAUGAUGAUUUUGAAACAAAUGCACUUAUUGAUCGAAACUUCAAAGUCGGGAUGAAAAUUGCAGACGGUAUAAGCGAUGAUGUACCGAAACAGUUGAAGGAUUCAUUUUGGAAUCGUAGUGUUGAAGCAUUAUACAGCGAACAAUCUAUUAGAAUUAAUGAAAGACAAGAUGGUUUAGUGGGUUCAGCUACGAAAUUUGCGGAACCAUGUGAUGUGAAACAAGUAUUGAUGAUACCGUUAAAACGAAAUAGUAUAGGCAGCAUCAGUAAUGGUAGCUAUCCACUGUGUGUAAGACAACGAUCACAGCGACAAAGUUUUACAGAUGAUGGAAAAUAUAUGUCUCGAUUCGCAUGUGAAGUUCAAAAUCCAAUUUCGCUUUACAGUACCCUCGAAGAACAUGCUGCACAUAAAAACACAUGGUCAUUGGGUCAUGAUAAAAAGUCUUCAAUUUCUGUCCCAUUAAAUGAAAAGCUAUGCCACGCGAAUCAGAGUUAUAUAAUGGACGUACAAGUAACGGACGACCCAUCAAAACAAAAUGACAUUGCCGGAAAAUUGAGUCUUUUACAAACACCAGAGAUCACGCAAUAUGGAAAACAGGGAAGAAAUACAUCAAAUCAUCUGAUGACAGAUGAAAAUAAAGAUGAUGACAGUUUUGAGCAAGUUGCAAAAUUGUAA
This is a messenger RNA of Acanthocheilonema viteae, 1026 nucleotides long. The record is from the annotation of a GenBank genome assembly. NCBI's taxonomy places the organism in Eukaryota, Metazoa, Nematoda, Chromadorea, Rhabditida, Onchocercidae.